Messenger RNA from Camelina sativa (false flax), 261 nucleotides. Lineage: Eukaryota; Viridiplantae; Streptophyta; Magnoliopsida; Brassicales; Brassicaceae. The record is from RefSeq and is a predicted model, not a curated record.
AUGGCUUUCUCUUGUAUCCCAUAUGGGCCUCGCGUGAAAGAAAAUGAAAUAUCAACUAAAGCAAUCAUGGAAGCUAAAGGGUUUGUGAGCUCCAAGGCAUACUCGUUGGCAUCUAAGGCGGCUUUUAAUGCGUUCAAUAGUAUAUCUAUGUGUGAAGCUCUGCUUGAAGGGCUGGAAAUGCCAGCUUAUGUUUCUUCACGCAAUUUGACGUUUGAAAGAAUGUGCAACAUUGACAUGACUUUCCCCGAUCUUUUCAUUUGA